AUGGCGUCUUUUCGACCUCAGAUAGCGAAGAUGGAGCCGGGGCGAAGAUCGAGCGGCCAUCGAGGUCGAGGGGCCCUUAUAAGAGGCGUCUGGCCGCCGCGAGCUGGUGAAUCGUCGUUGCGCACCGCAGUGAAGCAGGCGAAGUCGUUUGGAACCAUGGCAGACCCGACGGCAAAGCUGCGCAGCUACGAAGCUGAGGCAGCCAACGAGCACCAUGAGGAGGAGUAUCACACCAGCGAGUCGCGCCGCCAGAUCGGCCUCGUCUCUGCCGUCUUCCUCAUCUUCAACCGCAUGGUAGGCACCGGCAUCUUCGCGACGCCCAGCGCCAUCUUCGCCCUCUCCGGCAGCGUCGGCCUCUCGCUGCUCAUCUGGGUCGCCGGCAUGCUCAUCGCGGGCGCUGGCAUGGCCGUCUACCUCGAGUUCGGCACCGCGCUGCCUCGCAACGGCGGCGAGAAGAACUAUCUCGAGUUCGUCUUCCGCCGCCCGCGCUUCCUGGUGACGGGCCUCUACGCCGGCUACGUCGUGCUCCUGGGCUGGGCUGGCUCGAACUCGGUCAUCUUUGGCGAAUACAUCCUCCACGCCGCGCAGGUCGAGGUCGACCGCUGGAACCAGCGCGGCGUCGGCCUGGCCUGCAUCACGGCGGCCUUCCUCAUCCACGGCCUCGCGCUGCAGUGGGGGCUGCGGCUGCAGAACCUGCUGGGCGUCAUCAAGCUGCUCGUCAUCCUGCUCAUCGUCUUCUCGGGCUUUGCGGCGCUGGGCGGCGCCCUCAGGAUCGACAAGCCAGACAACUUCAGCAACGCCUUCGAGGGCACCACCGGCAGCGCUUACGGUGUCGUCACGGCCCUGUACAGCUCGAUCUGGAGCUAUAUCGGCUACAGCAACGCCAACUACGCUCUCAGCGAGACCAAGAACCCCGUCCGGACGCUGAAGAUCGCCGGGCCGCUGGCUCUCGGGACCGUGGCUGCUCUAUACAUGCUGGCCAACAUUGCCUACUUUGCCGCAGUGCCCAAGGACCAGAUUGUCUCCUCGGGCCGCAUCCUGGCGGCCUCAUUCUUCCGCAACAUGUUCGGAGAGCAGGCUGAAAGAGCGCUCUCCGUCCUCGUUGCCCUCUCAGCCUUUGGCAAUGUCCUCAGCGUCAUCUUCUCCCAGGGCCGCCUCGUCCAGGAACUAGGCCGUGAAGGCAUCCUGCCGUUCUCCAGGUUCUGGGCGAGCAACAGGCCCAGAAACGCUCCCCUGGCAGGUCUUUUCGCUCACUGGCUCGUUUCCGUCGUAAUCAUGCUAGCUCCUCCGCCAGGCGAUGCCUACAACUUCAUUCUCAACGUCAUCUCCUACCCCCUGGCAGUCGUCAACGUCUUUGUUGCAGGGGGCCUUAUACACCUAUACCUACACCGCGAGUCCUACCAGUGGGCUCCGCCCUUCAGCGCCACUCUGCCCAUAGUUACAUUCUUCCUUCUGAGUAAUAUCUACCUCACCGUCGCCCCCUUUGUUCCCCCUACGGAAGGGCAGAAUGUGUACAAAUCGCUGCCGUACUACCUCCACUGCAUAGUCGGAGUCUCAAUCAUCGCAGCCGGCGGUGUCUAUUGGCUUGUCUGGGCACGCCUGCUCCCCUGGCUCCGAGGCUACACGCUCGAAUGCGAAGUCAUCACUCAGCAAGAUGGCUGGUCCCGAAGACGGUUCUACCAUAAGCAGUAA
This is a messenger RNA of Trichophyton rubrum CBS 118892, 1692 nucleotides long. RefSeq lists its product as uncharacterized. Gene Ontology annotation, biological process: amino acid transmembrane transport. NCBI's taxonomy places the organism in Eukaryota, Fungi, Ascomycota, Eurotiomycetes, Onygenales, Arthrodermataceae. The record is from RefSeq and is a predicted model, not a curated record. The coding region runs from base 1 to 1692 and encodes 563 amino acids. Gene Ontology annotation, cellular component: membrane. Gene Ontology annotation, molecular function: L-amino acid transmembrane transporter activity. The transcript has 6 exons.